This is a messenger RNA of Epithele typhae, 546 nucleotides long. RefSeq lists its product as uncharacterized. The record is from RefSeq and is a predicted model, not a curated record. Gene Ontology annotation, molecular function: protein C-terminal S-isoprenylcysteine carboxyl O-methyltransferase activity. Gene Ontology annotation, biological process: C-terminal protein methylation. Gene Ontology annotation, cellular component: membrane. Lineage: Eukaryota; Fungi; Basidiomycota; Agaricomycetes; Polyporales; Epitheliaceae. Bases 1 to 546 code for a protein of 181 amino acids. The transcript has a single exon.
AUGCUUAUUGUCGGAAUCGCCAUCGGGCACGCGGUCAUGCUCCUCUCCCACCACCCCCAGGGCAAGGCUCUGCGGCCAGUCCUCCCGCUCAUUUGCCCCACCCCCUCGUCCUCGCUUGAAACGCUCACUGCGUUCACACCGCGCUUUAUCGUCGGCGUUGCCUUCGCCCUCGCCGGAGGUCUCUUCCGUUGGGUCGCGAUGCGCAAGCUGGGUGGGCUGUUCACGUACGAGGUCGUGAUCAAGGAUGACCACCAGCUCGUCGCCUCCGGCCCCUACUCGAUCGUACGCCACCCGGGCUACACCGGCGUUCUCCUCCUCCUCAUCGGCGUCCACCUCAGCCUCUGGGACGACGCGGGAUACAUCUCGCAGUGCAACCUCUCGUACACCCCCCAGUUCAUGUUCAUGCCGAUGCUCUCGACCUUUGCGGUCGUCAACCUCGCCCGGCGGUGCUCGGGUGAGGACGCCCAGCUCCGCUCCCACUUCGGCGAGACCUGGGAGAAGUACAGGGCGCAGGUGCCUUACUGUAUGAUCCCGUACAUGUAUUAG